Molecule: messenger RNA, 1436 nt
Organism: Drosophila persimilis
Lineage: Eukaryota; Metazoa; Arthropoda; Insecta; Diptera; Drosophilidae
Exons: 2
Coding region: 279-1436 (385 amino acids)
Source: RefSeq, a predicted model, not a curated record
AAAAACAAAAUCAAGUGCCAAAAUAGUGCCCCCCCCCCCAAAAAAAAGACUGAUCCACCCAUCGAGUGUCCACUGUGAACACAUAAUUGGGAUAAACAAUAAAUUGGCCAGAGGCCAACCAAAAGAAGCAACGAAGCAACGAAGCAGCGAAGCAACGAAGAAGCGAAGAUCAGAGCCAGCGGAAGAUCAAACAGGCAACAGACAGCCAACAGGUGGAAGGAAGACCCCUAGACGUAUCCGCAUCCCCCUCUCGAGAGAGUUCCAGUCCAUGCCUUGGGAUGUCCCAGUCCCAGUCCCAGUCCCCAGAUGAGGAGCAGGAACAGGCAGAGGAGGCCGAUGCCGAUCCGCUGGCCAAUCUGCUCAGCCUCCAGUUACGCAAGCCCCCGCACUGGAACUGGGAGCUGAGCACCUCCCGCAGUUGCAGCAACAUCGCCCUGCCACGCAUCCUGCUGUACGACCACACGGGCGCCCUUCUAGUCGACGCCCACAGCGGCAGCGAGCAGACCUAUCGAUCCACCGAUCUGCCACAGGGACAGCGAGAGCUGCAGAGGAUCCGCCGCAAGAGAUCGGCCACCUCGAAUCUGAGCGGCUGCCUGGCACGCGACUUCAAUGGCCUGCAUAUCGCCGAGGCCACGCCCAGUCCGAGCAGGAGCAGGAGCCGGGAGCAUUCUCACACGGCCAGAGGCAGUUGCAUUGAGAUCAACACCCACGAGCUGCCCAACUGGGAGCCCGGCAGUGGCAGUGGCUGGGGCAGCGGCAGCUCCCGUCGCUCCAGCUCGCUGCGGGGCGUCCGAUUCCUGGAGUCCCCCAAGCCGCUCGUCGAGGAGGAGGAGGAGGAGGAGGAGGAGGAGGUGGAGGUGGAGCUACCCGUGUAUCCAACGCCGCCGUCCACAUCCACGACCACCAUGACCACCACCACGGCGAACUCGUCGUCGUCAGGGCCGCGAGAGAAGCGGCGCUACCGGCGCUCCCACAGCUCCAUUCUGGAGCGGUUCAGCCUCUCGCGUGGGCGCCACUCAUCGCCGGAGUACGCCCAGGAGCAGGACGUGGAGAGGGCGCCGCGCUACUAUCUGCGGACCAGCAAGGCGGGUACCCUGGUCAUCCGGGAGGAGAGCUUCAGCCGGAUGCGACAGCGCCGCCGCAGGCCGCCAAAACACUCGUCCAGCGAGAACAUCCUCCAGGAGCGUUCGGAGAGUGCCCAGAGUGCCGUGCAGGUCACGACACGGAGGCGCCAUCAGGAGGCGGCGGCAGCGGCUGCCGUCUCCACCUCUGAGGAGGAGGAGCAGCGGGAGGAGAAGCUCCGUCACAGCCACGGGCGACAGUCGCGCGGCAGACGACCGCAGCGCAGCUGCAUCAAGGAUGUGGCCCAGGAACUCAUUACGGUCGAUCCCGAUAAUUGUGUCUAUCGUGCGGCGCCGGGCGCCACAGCACGCUAG